Molecule: messenger RNA, 927 nt
Organism: Fusarium sp. VM40
Lineage: Eukaryota; Fungi; Ascomycota; Sordariomycetes; Hypocreales; Nectriaceae
Source: the annotation of a GenBank genome assembly
AUGAGCGAGAACUGCAACUCACCCUCUGCUAUUCUGUCCGAGGUCAUCCAUGAGCUGGACCCCAACGCACCGCCAGUUGCUCCCCUCGACCUGCUAUCAACUGUCCCAUUCCUCUUUGCCCAGCGACGAGAAAGGCUCCGACUGGAAAAGCUGGCUCGUGAAGAUGUGCUGUUAGAGGCUCAAUACGCAGCCGCUCGGGCGGCAGGAAGGGAGAAAGAACGGAAGCAGCAAGAGCUAGAGGCAGAAUGGGAGAGGUUGCAAAACAAUGACCUUCUCCCUCCCGUUCGCGCAAAGAAUAUGAUGCCCUCCAGCGACGAAGUUGAUGCCAUCAUGGAUAGGGAAAUCGCCAAAGUAGUUAAAGGCCCCGGCCUGAAGCGCACAAAGGGCGAGACGGAAGAGCAGUACGACAAGCGCAUGAAAGCUCUUGAGUUACGUCUCGCCAAAAUCCAGUGGGUUGAAGUCAGCCGCAGGUUCGCAGCGCCUCCGCAUUACGUUGAAGGCUUUCCCACGAAUCUUGUCAACGUACAUCGCCAUGUCCGUCCCAUCGAUCCCGUGUUCAACGGGGAAAUGUUUGAUUGUCUUCAGUGUAAAGCAAAAGGAAGACGAUGUUCACGUAACAGUGAGGACUCACAAAGAUGCGAGCGAUGCAGACGUGACGGUCACUUCUGCCUAAUCAAGCGUCGAGCAGGGAAAUAUGACUACGUUGUGAGGACAUGGAAGUUUGCAGAAAUCCCACUUCGUGUAGCACUCGAGGAUGAAAUAAGGAAGUGGCUGAGAAGGCUGGCCAGGAAGGGCAAGGUGACAGGCAUCCAGCCUCUGCCAGCAUGGCCUGAGAAACAAGAGCUAAACGACACAGCAGACCAGGAUGGCAAGCCCAAGAAAUGGCAAGACUUCUUGAAGGGCUGUGCUAAAAGGGAGUUGAAGUGA